This is a messenger RNA of Haliotis rufescens (red abalone), 9618 nucleotides long. RefSeq names its product gastrula zinc finger protein XlCGF53.1-like. The coding region runs from base 247 to 2238 and encodes 663 amino acids. The transcript is spliced from 3 exons. The record is from RefSeq and is a predicted model, not a curated record. NCBI's taxonomy places the organism in Eukaryota, Metazoa, Mollusca, Gastropoda, Lepetellida, Haliotidae.
GAUGAGGGACUUAUAAAUAAAAGCCUGCAAGGUUUAUCAAUAGUUGGGCAAGUCAGCGGUGCGUGAGUGGGUUUCAAUAAGCGAUCAUCGUAAUAUACUAGCAGCAUGGGCUUCUCAAGGGAUGUUUGUUUCAAGUGACAUGUUUGGUGUCAGUGAUCGUCAAUCGUUCUGUGACAGAUGACUUAAGUUUUAAUGGAGAAUGAUUCAGAGGUCUCUGAUGCACAAUAACCAACCCUCCGCUUCACAAUGAUGGAAAUAGAGACUGCUACCUGUCUGCCUACCAGUGAGAAGCUAACCGCACACGAUAGCCUGUCCCUGAACGCACUCGCCCAGCACACUUCCGUCUCCCUCACUUCUGCCUUGCACCACUCAUCGGUCUUAGAAAGCAGAAGUGCACCCAACGGCAACAUGAUCGUGGAAUCUUCCAGCCACGAGUCGGAACCAGCCGUUGCUCAGCCCCUUUCCCCAGAAUCCCACCAGCUCCAAGAAGAGGCAGCAGACAUGACCGGCAACAUGGUCAAACCAUCCCCUGACGAUGUCAUCACCACAAGCAAUAACCUACAACAGUCCGACGAAUCUGGGGAGAGCUCGUCCUUGUCCCCUCCCGAAGUCGGGCACCCUGCAACUGCCGACCUGGAGACUGGAUGCAGCAACAGCCCGCAGUCCAUAGAGAGUUGCCCCGAAAGACCGAGGUCAAAGCGAAAACCGACAUUAGAGGACAUUGUCCGACGCAUGAAGACUUCUGAGACCUACUGCAGUGAUGACAGUGAAGAAGAAAUGAUGAACGGCUCCCUGACAAUCGACAUGGCUCGCGGUGGAGUGGAUGAGGUUGAUGGAGGCUCGACGGACAUGAGCUGCCAGGAUAUGGAUGUUAAGGACGGGGAUCAUUCCCUGCGUUUGUCCGAAACACCUUCUGUCGAGCUGGACAGCGAGGAUGGACAUCACCGGCCACCCAAUGGGCUGCAACAUCAUCUCCCGCCCCACGUCAUUGACAAUCUGGAGCACCAGAAAGAAAACCAACCACUCCCGCCUGGCAACAUAGGCGGCAUGCCUUCCACUAUGCCCAUGGCUUCCAAUAUCAGUGAAACUGCUUACUCUCCACAUGUGUACGCAGCUUCCAAAAUAAACAACUGGUUCCACGGGUCCUUCAACGGUCUGCCCCUCUUUCCAUUCCCCCCAAGUCCCAUGGAUCAUAACUUGGCCAGAAAGUAUCUUCCAUUCGAAACCAAAUUAGCUGCUGAGGUGGAGAAGGACUAUUUAAAGUGCCAGUUCUGUGAGAGGACAUUUCGUCGUCAGAAGAACCUGGAGAAUCAUAUCGAGAACACUCACCAUGGCAAGGGCCCGGUUCGACGAGCCCGCUCCGAGAACGGGAGCGACAUGUACUUCAAGUGUACCCACUGUCCCUACACUACAAAGCACCAGAGCAAUCUCUAUGUUCAUCUAAGAAUACACACAGGUGAACGACCCUACAUCUGCGGAGCCUGUGGAGUUCAGUACAGUCAGAGUCACAGCCUCAAGAGUCACAUCAUCAACAAGCACGAUGGCAUCAUGUCCUACUACAUCAAGGAGAAGCGAACUCGCUCGCCUCGUGGCAUGGGCUACAUGGCCACCCAAGUCCUCCCCGAGUCCCCCAUGUUCAAGAUGCCCACUCCUCCGAUCAUGUCUCCUCACAUGAACCAACAAGCCAACAUAGAUCUCGCUGCCAAAACCAUGGAAAUAGCCAAGAACGCUAUAGAGAACAUGGUGUCUCAGCCGCUUCCCAUUAACAAGUCUAGUCCACAUAUCUCAGUCAAUGGCCAUGCUUCACCGCACUAUGCCGACCUGCCACACAACCGUAGCCCCGGCUCGCUGCCGCACACUCCAGCCAAUGGCCACAUGUCCCACAGUCAACACCCCUCGACCCCAGCGUUCCCGACCAGCACCCCCUCGCAGAUCAACAACAUUUUGGAGGAGUCCUGCGGAGCCAUCGACCUCAGCAAGAAGACGAGCUUGAAGGAACACAUGUUCAACUCAAUCCACGACAAAUACAACCGCUUCCACGAUAAGGCCACUUGCAGCAACUGCAUGCACGGCGCCAAACUGCGAAUGCUGCGUCUGAAUGUCGUACGCAUGUUGAGCAUCCUGGUCCCGAAUUUGAAUUUUGAGGAGAAGGGAAUCAGUGCAGACAGCGACUCUGUGGACGAAUUGCUGCAGGAUGUCAUCGAGAGCAACACCCACGAGGAGGAUAUGGCUGAGUAGUUCUAGGCUCGGAGAUAUGGAUGGAGGGUAUGGAUCUUCAAGUCCAGAAACUGUACUCGAUCUGCAAUGACCUGAUAGACUUGCUGAUGGUUGCGACACUCUCUGAUCCCCAGAUUGGUAUGGAGCUACCGUUCAAGGUCAAGCAUUAGCAGUCUCUUGUUCCUUUCUGACUCGUCACGUAGACAAUCCUGAGCUGGUGACAUGCUUGUUGGACACUAAGGGUUUAAAGGACAUAUCUUGGUAUUUUUGGACUUUCGCUGAAGAUCAAAUCAAGUGCUGAAUAUUUUACUGAAAACUGUCUCCAAAGAGCGCAUUGGUUUUGAUGUGCUUUGACCUUGGUGCAUGAACUUCUCCUAUUGGAGAGAGUGCAAUACCACGUCGGUUAUCACGCCACAAUCCAUCAGACGUAGCUACCAAACAGUCAAGUCUCAUCACUCGCUGAAGACGCUGUUUGCCUCAGCGACCCACAUAUCCAACAGCCAUAUCUCAAACGUGUAAUAAUCUCAGUAUAUAUCUCAUUGUGUCAUCUCUCUAUAUAUAUAUAUAUUAUAUAUAUAUUGUGUGUGUUUGGUUUUGAACACACAUUCUCGUCACAAGACUUGGACCAAGAUUGAGUAUUUUGAUAGUGCCAGAGUAUUAGAGAUAUUUUGGACAUUAACAUAUCCAUUCCUUUGUUUCUUGGCUUUUAGGCCGACCAAGGUUUGUCAAACUACUUGUUGCCAUGACAACUGUUAUUCACCAAUCCAAAUCAUCAUCAUUGUUUACUUCAUCCAACCAGAGCGAGGCAUUCCUGUUUGUCAUCCAAUCAGAAUUGAGAACCAUACUAGAUGCUUGAAGCAUUCCAUUUGACCUUGCACAAAACCAAAGUUGUAAAUGAUGGAACCCAAACUCCAUUUAUUCUAUAUAUGAAUCAUGAUGUAUAUUUCUAAUUGUGGUAGGGGUGAGGCCAGCAUUGUAACCUUCCCUCCUCCCCCUCUCCCCUCCCCCUCCCCCCAGUUGUGGAUACUUUGUGCCCUUAUACCCAGGAACUAACCCUGUGUACUUAAUGGUUGUGAGAUUAGCUUGGUAGGUGUCCAUAGGUCAGUGUAGUCACCUCGUCCUGUCGUGGGUAGAACCAGUGGUAGAACUAGCCUUGUUGAAAUGUUGAAGUGUCUCUCCUUGACCUUGAUGAAACUUUCUGUCCUAAGCUGAAGCAAUAACAGAGAGGUGCAGCUGAUAAAUCCCAUUGCAAACUUAGAGAAAAAUCUCUGUAAGAUUUUCCUAUUUAAACUGCUAGCAAAGUUAAUUAUAUUUUUAUAAUCUGUGUUCGUGCCCCUGAUCGGUCUUGUGUGUAUAUUUCUCCUAUAUGUCUUCCGUCUAGGAAAGGGGCCCUAUCUGUGCUGAGGUUUCCAUGGAGUUGACAACAGUUUAUCGGUUACCUAGCAACCAGGGUUGUGAGAAUCCCUCUGCCUUGAGGUAUUACUGCCGAGAGCAGUCUAACUUGAUCACUGAUGAUAAUGAUGAUAAUGAAAUGUGCUUAUUUUGAAAUUUUGAUAUGUGGACAUAGCUUUAAAUAGACAGCGUCCUUUAAAGAUUUCCUCCUAGUGUGGUGUAGUCUACUCGUCGUGUUCGUGAAAUGGCCGACUAUGCCAAAGGUCCUUGUUGACAGUUUGUCAUACUUAGUGCUUCAAGAAUUCAUAGUAUUAUAUUUUGAUGACAACCCACCUAUAUAUCCUAAUCAAGUCACAUGAUGGUCACAUGACUUCUAUUAUUGUUCAUCAUUCCCUUGUGCUAGUCGUAGUUGCACCUGCCCGACCCCCCACCCAAACAAGUUGUACAUCACUGUCCUUUUGUUAUUCUUUGUACUGUGUCACGGAUAUGUCCCAAUGUUAUUUGGUGGCCCAAAUAGCGUACCGGUGCUUACUUCCCAUUGGUCAUCUGUUGUUGAGGGUAUUACGGUUGGUCCCAUGGAAAUAAUUCAUGUCAGUAUUUAUUUCAUUUUUUUUUUCAUAUAAGAGAUAUUAACAAUCAAAAGUUCAUUCUCAUUUCUCCGAUUCCAUAGCUGAUAUAAUAUUUUACAUCAAAUCAUUACAUCCCGAAUCAAAAUCCAGUGAGGUUGUUAUUCCGAGUUUUGGAUGCUCCCCACACCACCCCUUAUUAGGAUGUAUUCAUUUCAUUCCCAUCAUGCAGUGGAAUCUCAGCUUCCUCGACAGGGUAACCUAUCAUUUCCAAAACAAAAUUCAAACGUACGCCAAAUCUGACAUUUUGCUAUGAGAUACCUUUUCCGACUUGAUACUCAUUAAGUUUUAGUGAAAACCGUUCAGUUUUUUGUAAUAAUGUUAAAUAUUGCCAAUAUUUUAUGAUUCACUAAAGUCUUUUUGCAUGUGUUUUUGAUAAUGUUUUCAUUUUAACCUUUUACAUCGUAAGAGCAAAUCUACUUAUGUGAAGUAUAUGUACUUAAUGCAUGAAGAAUGUUCACUGUCAUUCUUGUGUCUACCAACCACCGAUUAUUUUACAUAUCUACAAUGUUACUUAAUUCACACUUGCAUUGACUGCUGAUACAAUACAUGCCUUUUUUUCUGGCUACUUCUAUGGUGACCAACCAGUGGCCAUUUUCAUAUGUCAUCACAGAGUUGUUAUUUGUUUGACUUGUAUAUUCUGUCUUUUAUUUGCAGAUGUAUUGAAGUUUUAGUCAUAUACCUUAUGUUUUUGAUCAUGUCAGACUCAAGUUAUAGACAAUGUCACACUAUGGCCAGGCCUGACACACAGGACCAUUGCCAUGUUUGUUGGUUGUUUUUUUGUCUACCAAUUGAGGUUAUUUUGUUUUUGUUUUGUGAGAUACCCAGGUUAAAGAAACAUAGUUGUAUGAUUACUGAGUAGUGCAAUUUAUUCCCACCAAAACCGGUUCAUGUGUUCGUUAAAACAAUCUAGUCUUUGUGUGGUCGCUGUCACCUUGGCAACCCACUCAAUUCAUCACUGCAUCUCAGUGUCAGUCAUUCUGAUUAGUAAACAAUUAUCUCCCUUUGUAAGUCCAACCUAUGUAGUUGUCCCCCUUUGUAUACUUCAUAUUGAGAGUUGUUCCCCUUUGUAUACUUCAUAUCGAGAGUUGUCCCCUUCAGUUCAGAAAGUAUUCCGUGAAUAUGCCACACAGUAUAUGUUAAGAUUUUACUUUAUUGACUGUACUGUUGUAAGCAUUAAAUAGGAAGGCGCCAUUUUGGUUCUUUGUGUCCCUCAAGCCAUUUGAAUUUCUGACCAAAAAAAACAAAAACACAAUGAAUGUUUUUAUUUCGGCUUAAACUGAAAACACUGUGUGAAAAGAAAACAAGAAUUAAUUGUUCUGCUAUUGUCAAAUAAAUUUAAAUUAAGUUAUUUUCUCUGUUUCUGACAUGCUCUUCAGUCUAAUAUUCCAGUCCAGGUAUUGUGGGAAACAUUGAAAUGUAAAAUGGCUUCCUAUUUGUAACCAAAGGGUUGACACCUGUUGUCUACUGUUCAGCUAUAGUAGAUGUCAUAUCAUUAUUGUCACACAUUCCUAAUUUCAUUUCCUCAAAGACAUGUUUAUAUUUUGACUUGAGUUCUCAAUGUCCCAUCAGAAUGGUGUAAUGUGUGUUUGUGAGUGUGUGUAGCAUGUGUGUGAUCCCACGCCUCUCUAGAUCAAGUUUAUUACUGUCUACAGUUCACGUAUCAAAUAUGAUUGUCGCACUCUCUGUGUCAAAGAUAUUUUGAAAUGAUGUAAAUGUUGAUUCCCACCAAAAUUCGAAUGCCUUAAAUUGUUUCAUUGUUUUGUUUCCUGAGAUGAAUAUUAAAAAGAUGGAACAAGUCAGGCCCUAGUCUUUGCAUAGUCUGAACAUCAUCGGAAAGCUGCUCCGUCUGCCAGCGUGGCGUGACGGGGGGGGGGGGACAAAGAUAUUGUUUUCUGAUGUCUCUUGUGAAAAGGUCCUUCAGCUAGCUUUGGUUGUGUCCAUUCUGUCCAUUCGAAAUUGUGUGAAACUGACCAUCUAAUGGGAGACGAGACAGGCCAGUUUAUGAGAAGUCGUUUCGGUGAAGCCGUUACCAGUUGAAUUUGAAACACAAGGUUUGUGAUAGGGGAAUAUGUCUGAUGUCAGGGCGAGAGUUUCAUGCUGCCCAAAGCUAGCAACAAGGCUAACGAUUCGGUUAUUUGGACCGAUACCAAACAAGGGGUUCAGAUUUGCAAAGCAUAGGGUCUUUGUAUGGCAUUAAGACUAGGCUCAAAGUCUGUCUGAGAAUUAUACUUUAAGAUUGUAACAUUGUGGCUAAAAGCACUGUUUCUAAUGUAUGCAAAUUAUAACGCAAUCUGUAAAUGAAUAUUGAUAUUUUCUUCUGCAAUAUAUUAAAUAUGUUAUUAUGAAGGCAUGUAUGUGUCCGGGUUUUGACACAAGGAGCUAAAAUUGAGUCUGUUUUCAUGUUAUAUACACCUGUCUCCCACAUGUAUUUUGUUGUUUUAAUUCGUUGGAGGUUAUUCUUUUGAAUAAUCUCAACAUGUUCAAAGCAAUACUGCUAAUGAUCUACUUUUUUGAGGUUGUUUUAUUGUUCCAUUAUGACCCAUCAUUAUGCAUGUCACAAGAUGCUGUUUAUAUUUCAUGCAAAUUUUCUAAACCUACUACAGCUGAUGCUACUGACUGAAAACCAUUUCCUUUUUAUCACCUAGCCUGUUGAAAUUAAUCUAUAUUUUUAGACAUUGUUGACAAAAUGCUGUGGUUUGGAGCCGUAAGCAAAUAGAAUUACAUCGGAGAAUUUUUUUCAUGUUUGACAUGUACUAUAUUCUUGAGAACAACUUGUGUCGUAAAUGGAACACCUGAGUUGAUUUGAACUUCCGAAAAAUGCCUAGAGUUCUUCCAAGUGCGUGUGAUGUUGUUGACCCUUUGUCUAAACCCGGACGGUUGAGUCGACUGAUUCUUCCAGGAUUGGCGAUGACAAGAAGUCUAUUCCAUGUCGUGCUGACGCCCUCGGACGCCGGACGCUGUUAUAUGGCAAUAACCUGUAUUUAGUAUUAAGGUCUAUUUUGGUAAUAGAUCCCUUUGUAUAAGGCUUGUCCACUGCUGCGAAUUAAAUUUAUUUUCUAAGGAUACAACCUUUGAUAUUGAAUCAAUCAUGUUUCCAUUUAUGUGUGCAUUUAGACAUUUAUUUCCCUCCUGAAUUAUGGCAUGGAUGCCAAAAAACCAACUGUUUCCAAAGGUGCAUUUAUUGUCUUAGAAUCUCAAAUUCUAUCGUCUUCUCUGUGUGUCUGUAGAUGGGAGUUACCUCCCCUUAGUUGUGAUUGGAGAAAUUGUUGUGAGAGAAUGCCAUUGGUUCUCGUGUUGUGUGUGUCUAGUUUCUCUGUUCAUACCAAGGCCACAAGUCUUCGGACAUAUUUUCUUAUAUGAAAAUUGGUUGUUAUAAAUUUUCUUGGAAGACACAAGUCCUAUAUCAAGUGCUUGAAAUCAUAUUUUACAUGAGACCAAAAGUGCUUCGAAAUUUUGUAUUGUUAUGGCAACUAUAAGUUCUAUAAGCUGCUGUGCUAACAUUUGACCAAUUACUAAUAAUGGUCAAUUUAUGCUUUCUUCAAUUAAUUUAAUUAUGGAAAUCAAAAAGUCAAUAAAUUUUCAAAAUGUUUAUGUAAAUUUUGUGAACUCUUCUUAAGUUUGGCCAAGUCAGGACUGAUUCUAGAAAACUAUUCAAGUGUUAUGGAUAUUUGUUUAAUCAGCAGCUUGAGUGCUGUUAAUUUGUUGUCAUGAUGGUAGUAUUUGUUCUGUUGCCCCGAGAAAACCACGAGAGGUUAAUUUCUCUCAUUGUCAGCGGCUGUCAGCAUUGCUAAUGUCAAUCCAACCAAUGACAACGCGAGAAACUGCCCAGUGUAUAUUUUGUCGAAAUGUCUUCCUGCUAGGUGUAAUGUGUUCCUUUGUAUUUGAUGGUGUGCAAUUAUGCUAGAGAAAUGUACAAGUUAACACUGUAUUUUUACCACCGUUCUGUUUUUAUAGUAAUGUGUAUAUAGUGAGGAGACUGUUAGUCUUUGUGUUACUGUAGCUAAAAUGAUUGAGUCUACAUGCUUGUAUUCCCACGAUAUUGCCUCGAUUGUAUCUACUUAAUGAUCGCGCACUUGUUUAGUCAUGCCGCCAUCUCCAGGGCAAUACUUUUCGCCAUGUGUUUUGGAUGCGGCACCACUCCACUGUCUGUUUGUCUUCAUAGAUUUUGAGUUCCGAUCAGUUCUACUGCCACUGCUGCUGCCGCUGCCGCUGCCGCGUUAUUCUGUCUCGAGUAUUUGGACAGGAAGCCAGUUCAUUCCAUAUUGUCUCAAGUUAUUUUAGAAUUUAUUUAGUUGUUUAGUUUCGAGAUCCUUUGUUAUAGGUCUUAUUGUUUGUCACCUCUGGUGAUGCCAACGUUGGUAGUCUGUCGUCAUGGCAAUGUUACACCUUUUCACGAUGGAAAUUGUUUGAGGUAAUUAAUCUGGACUUGAAAUAUGUCGCUUCAAAGUCUAAGAUUAAUAUCAAUUUUUUCAAAGUUAAAUUUAAAAUUCAUAUUGUUUUUGUAAAUUUGUGAAUAAUUCAUAUUUGGUGAAAAAUAAGUUGUAUGAUGUCAUGACAAUAGCUGCUUAAUGUUUCAUCGGCAUGGUGAUUUAUGUGUUUUUUUACCGGUGUGUAUUGAGUUAUUCUAUACUGAGUAGACUGUUCCAAUGACACAUACUGCCUCAUUCCGCUCUCUCGCUCUCCAUACGUCAUUUAGAAGCUGUUGCAAUCACAGGCAAUCCAUUUUACAAACAGAUUAUGCUGAAAACUAGCAAUGCCACUUACUGCCGAUCUCAUCUAUCUUUUGUUGUCCAUUGCUGUUCAAUAGCAUUUAUUUGAAUGACCUUUAAGAGUAUGUAUAUAUGUAUUAUAUACAGGUUUAUUACGUUAUGUUUGCUGCAACCAUAUUUUACUGUUUAACCCAAGGAGAGGGGAGAGAGGAAUUAGAACUUUCAACUUGUCUGAAACUAUUUGGCUUCUUGCUUAAAAAUAUCCCAUUCUGAACCGAGGACCAUCUGUGCUCUUUGGGGUGUUUGGGCAAUGGGAGACAACUCCUGUUUGCCCGAGGCUGACCGAGGUUAAUGAGAAAAUGGAAUGAUAUGCGUCGUGUCUCCUUGUGACAGUCUAUUCAGAUGUGGCCAUGUUUAGUCCUACCUCACGAGGAACUGAUUUUACUGAGUUAGUUAAUUUGUUAAGGCUGUUUUUAUUCUGUUCGAGGACCCCAACAGUGGAUGUGUACAUAUCAGAUUUGAAGACUUGGCAAACAAGCCAUUUUUUUUUUGGGCUUCUAGUGGAUGCUUGGUCUUGUCUUGUUAUGUAGAUGUUCGUACAACCAGUUGUCAGUUGUGAAGCCAUCUAUGUGUAGAUGAUAGUUCAAAAUAAAGAGUACAUCUGAAAACUA